Molecule: messenger RNA, 1588 nt
Organism: Piliocolobus tephrosceles (Ugandan red Colobus)
Lineage: Eukaryota; Metazoa; Chordata; Mammalia; Primates; Cercopithecidae
Gene: UBALD2
Product: UBA like domain containing 2
Exons: 3
Coding region: 303-797 (164 amino acids)
Molecular function (GO): protein binding
Source: RefSeq, a predicted model, not a curated record
AGGAUUCGAAUCGAACGUCCUUACGGGAGCCGGGCGCUGGCGGAGCGGCGCCCCGGCCAAUCAGCGGCGGUCCCCGAACGUUGGGCCGGCCCAGCCCCGCCCCGCGCUGUUGUUUGUGGUGUCGGCCGGGCCGCGGGAGCCGAACCACAACAUUCGCCGGGCGGGCGGCGGCGGAGCGGACGGCGGAGCGGCGGCGGCGGCGGCGGUGAGCGCGAGCCCCGGAGCCCUGGGCGGCCGGCCUCCCGCGCCCGCGCAGCCCCGCGUCUGCGUCCGGCCGGAGCCGCCGGGCCCCGCGCCGCGCCAUGUCGGUGAACAUGGACGAGCUGCGGCACCAGGUCAUGAUCAACCAGUUCGUGCUGGCCGCGGGCUGCGCGGCCGACCAGGCGAAGCAGCUGCUGCAGGCCGCCCACUGGCAGUUCGAGACCGCGCUGAGCACGUUCUUCCAAGAAACCAACAUUCCCAACAGCCACCACCACCACCAGAUGAUGUGCACUCCGAGCAACACCCCUGCCACGCCGCCCAACUUCCCCGAUGCGCUGGCCAUGUUCUCCAAGCUCCGCGCCUCCGAGGGCCUGCAGAGCAGCAACAGCCCCAUGACAGCAGCAGCCUGCUCCCCACCUGCAAACUUCAGCCCCUUCUGGGCCUCGUCCCCGCCCAGCCACCAGGCACCCUGGAUCCCGCCCUCCUCCCCCACCACCUUCCACCACCUCCACCGCCCACAGCCCACAUGGCCCCCAGGAGCACAGCAGGGGGCCACCCAGCAGAAAGCCAUGGCAGCCAUAGACGGCCAGAGAUGAGACUGGACGCCGCCGGGCGCUGGGCUGGAGCUGGGGGCAGCCCAGGGUUGUGGAGACACAGGAGGGCCAGGGAGGGGGGAGCCGGGGAGGGCAGGGGGUUUCCCGAAGAUCGCACUGGAAGAUUUUAUAAAAGAAUUUUUGUGGGUGGGGGGGAUAGUAAACUUCCUGGGCCACUUGGGUCCUUCAGGAGUUUUUCAGGCAAGUUUUUCCUCUGUUUUUAAUAUAUAACUAUAAUAUAUAUGAAUAUAUAAAUAUAACUAAUGUGCGUGAGAAUGGGCCUGGCACACCUGGGGUGCUCGGGGCCAGGGCUGCCACACUGCAGAGCUGAUGGAGUGAUGUUGCAGGCACAAGGUGUCUCAGCUGCCUCGUUUAACAGCCAUGCCUUCUGGAAUCUGGAAGCGGACCCCACUCCCACAGUCACCGGGCAGCCACAGAGCAGCUGCAGGUCCCGGGAGGGCCUGAAACCAAAGCUGUGGAAGGCCCUCUUGGUAUCAGGGCUCUCUCUCCCCAUGGCCUCUGCCCCACCUCUGAUUGCUGGUAGUGGCCCCAUAGCUCUUGUCACCUGUCUCCUGCUGAACGCAGGGCUGAUGUGGCACUGAGGAGCUGACUUAGGUGAAAGGUCAGGCUCUGCCCAGCAGGGGACUCGACUGCCCUGGGCGCCCUGCCCCUCCCACUGCGCGUCCAGGUCCGAAGUGGAGAGCCUGGCUUUGGGUUUAGUUCCCAAGUCAGAAUCCCGUCUCACCAGGGUGAAAUUUUAAUUUAAAAACUUAAAAAGAGACUUUUCUAACUUC